Messenger RNA from Suillus discolor, 717 nucleotides. RefSeq lists its product as uncharacterized. The record is from RefSeq and is a predicted model, not a curated record. The transcript is spliced from 3 exons. NCBI's taxonomy places the organism in Eukaryota, Fungi, Basidiomycota, Agaricomycetes, Boletales, Suillaceae. The coding region runs from base 1 to 717 and encodes 238 amino acids.
AUGGAAAAAGGCAUCAACCCUGCUCGCAAAGAUAGCCUUCUUUCCCGGUAUCCACCUGACAGCCAGAUCCAUCUUGAUCGGCCGACAGUUGUGUGUGACAAGUUCGGUAUCAUCAUCCUCUGGUAUCUUCCGGGCACAAUUGAUCUGGCGAUACAAAAUGACAUGGCGGCGGCUACUGCAAUAAUGUCAGUUCCACUGGCUAGAAGUGUGACAAGCAGCGCCGCCACGAAUAAUCAAUGGAGGACCCAUUCUUCAAACUUUUAUCCAAGUCAAUGUGGCGGUACUCCGGGGUGUAUCAAUCUGUCCCCAGCAUGGUUUUUGCAAGGUCACCCGGUGACGACUCUUAAACUGUUUGACAGACAGUCUUUCUGUCAGGCAAUGCAGAGACCGGCAGCGCUCAUCGCUGCUGCAUUGAGAGUCAUGCACCCUAACCUCUAUUGGUCAUCAUUGGCAACGAAGCUAGCCUUGGGUCUCUGGGCAGCUGACAAGAAAUUGGACGAAAUGGGAGAUCGUCUCAGAGAGUGGGCAUCCGUAUUCACCGCACUCACUAUCGUAUGCAACUGGUGUUCGCCGAUGCACCGUGAUCCGCUGUCAUGUCCCCAAUGGUUUGACAUCAUGACCACCUUCGGCAAUUAUGGAGUAGCAAGGAUGAAGAUGCCAAAUUUAGGCAUUGAAAGUGUCUACCCGGCAGGUUCUAUGAUUGCUGGAUCAGGAUGA